Molecule: messenger RNA, 2246 nt
Organism: Oncorhynchus keta (chum salmon)
Lineage: Eukaryota; Metazoa; Chordata; Actinopteri; Salmoniformes; Salmonidae
Product: neurofilament light polypeptide-like
Exons: 4
Coding region: 58-1752 (564 amino acids)
Biological process (GO): neurofilament bundle assembly
Cellular component (GO): cytoplasm; axon; postsynaptic intermediate filament cytoskeleton
Molecular function (GO): structural constituent of postsynaptic intermediate filament cytoskeleton
Source: RefSeq, a predicted model, not a curated record
UCCCACUGUGCAGUCGACCCAGCAACUCCAUCAAACAUAGAGCUGCCUGUUUCAGUCAUGAGUUCCAUUGGUUACGACCCUUACUUUCCUUCCUCUUCCCACAAGAGGAGGGUGACGCUGCGCAGUGGAGGGUAUGGAGGCAGUGCAGGAGGAAUGACAUCCAGGUCGGUGUAUUCCAGCCUCUCUGCCCCCCUCUCAUCCCAUGGGUCAUCCCGGCUGCAUUACCCAACAUACAGCCGUAGCUCCUCCAUGCUGCUGUCUACCCCCAGAUCUGCUGCCACUGCUGAACUGGACAUAAGCCAGGCGGUGCAGGUCAGCACUGAGUUCAAGGCCGUGCGGACGCAGGAGAAAGCCCAGCUGCAGGAGCUGAAUGACCGCUUUGCCAGUUUUAUCGAGCGCGUCCACGAGCUGGAACAGCAGAACAGGCUGCUGGAUGCUGACCUGCUGAUCCUCAGGCAGAAGCAUGGCGAGCCCUCCCACCUCAGGUCCCUGUAUGAGCACGAGAUCCGCCAGCUCCGUGCUGCUGUGGAGGAGGCCCGCGAUGAGAAACAGGCUGCCCAGAACCACAGGGACCAGAUGGAGGAGGUGCUGCAGAGUCUACAGGGCCGUUAUGAAGAGGAGGUAGUCAGCAGAGAAGAGGUAGAAGGCCGUCUGAUGGAUGCAAGGAAGAGGGCGGAUGAGGCUGCUUUGGGCCGUGUUGAGCUGGAGAAGAAGACAGAGACACUACUGGAUGAGUUGGCCUUCCUGAAACGUCUCCAUGAGGGGGAGAUAGCGGAGCUGCAGGCCCAGGUGCAGUACAAUGCCCAGGUGUCAGUGGAGAUGGAAGUGGCCAAGCCAGACCUGUCCGCAGCCCUCCGAGACAUCCGUGUCCAGUAUGAGAAACUGGCACACCGCAACCUCCAGUCAGCCGAGGAAUGGUUCCGCAGCAAGGUGAGUGUGAUGACAGAAGGCACCACCCGCAACACAGACAACGUUCGCAGUGCCAAAGACGAGGCCGGGGAGUACCGGCGCCUGAUCAAAACACGGAACCUGGAGAUUGAAGCAUGCCGUGGGAUGAACCAGUCCCUGGAGAAUCAGCUACAAGAGGUGGAGGAGAAACAGAGUGCUGAGAUCGCAGCCCUACAGGAAUCAAUUGGCCAGCUGGAGGACGAGUUGAGGACAACUAAGAAUGAAAUGGCCAGGUACCUGAAGGACUAUCAAGACCUCUUGAACGUUAAGAUGGCUCUGGACAUCGAGAUAGCAGCUUACAGGAAGUUGCUUGAAGGGGAGGAGAAUCGCUUCAGUGCUGGAGGACAUGGGGAAAUGUCCAGUGUCUACUCCCAAAGCCUGAGUGUUGCCCCAUCCUACAACCGCCCCAUGUUCUUCAUGCAGUCCAGCCUGAGCUCUGCUGCCCCCUACCUACGCAUGUACAGCUCAUCAUUCUCCUCUGCGGAUGAGAUUAUAGCUGCCAGUCAAGCACAGCCUGCUGAGUCAAGUCCUCAGGAAGAAGAGGGGGAAGAAGAGAAGAAGGGAGUCAAGGAAGCAGAGGAAGAGGAAGAAGAGCAAAAAGCAGGUGAUAAUGGAGAUAUGGAGAAAGAGGAAGCAGGGGAGCCUAAAGAAAAUGGAGAAGAUGAAAGCCAAGAAGGAGGAGAUGGAGUGGAGGAUGGAGCCACUGAAACAGAAGAAGGGGAUGAUAAGGGAGAAGAGGAAGAAAGCAAACAGGAAGUAGAAGUGGCAGAAGAAAAAGAGAAGCCAAAAGAACAAAAUAUUUAAAUCAAGAAUGAAUGACACAUUGAUUGUUCCCUAUCGAGGUGCUCUAUAAAUAGAUCAGUUCAGUACAAUCAAUCAGGAAACCACUGUAUAUACAGCAGAGGCCUUUAUGUUUGAGUUCAAAUAAACAGUAUGGCUGUACACUGAGUGAAGCAGAGCAUGAGAGUGUAUGCAUGUGUGUGCCUGCAAGGUGCUCUUCAGAACAAUAAAAAGCAAAUACCUGUAUAUGAAAUACAUCAAAAUAAAUUCAAUAUGAUUGCUUAAUUAUUGGGUGCGAGAAACAAGAGAGAGCAUGUGUGGAGUUUUGUGAGCAAAUACUGUAUUGUAUUAGUCUGUGAAAUAUUUGUUUGAAAAACCUAUGUGCUUUUCUGUCACCACAAUAUGCCUAUAAGAACACCAUUGUGUUCAAUACUUGAUUUGAAAUGCCUUAGACCAAAUCUUGUUCGUGGGAUCCAUGAUGUACAGUACUGAACACAAAUAAAGACAUGAAACAUGAA